CCUGAACUUUGUUCCUCCACAUGCGUGGCUGUCCUGACGUGUGGUUCAAAGUUCAGGUCAUGUCGUUUCAGUGCUGUUUCCUCUCAGGGCGUGAGCCCUCUCGUUUGUGUGUGUUGAACUGUCUGAGCUGCAGGAUGACCCGCUGUGCCCUCAUCGCUCCCCUCCUGCUCCUGUGCCUCCGCAGUACGGUCACUCAAAAAAACGAGGAAACUGUCGCAGCAGCGUCCCCUCCAUCUCCAGCAUCCGAUGGCGUGAAGGAAGAGGACACCGAUUGGGGCCUCAACUCUCUGAGAGGCAGCUUUGAGGCUGCCACCGGCUACUUUGACUCAAUUCUGGAGUUCAUGGGUGGCCGGGAUGGACUCUGCCAAUACCGCUGUCGAUAUGGUAAUGCUCCACUUUCACGUCCUGGGUACCAGAUGCCUGAACCUAAUGGGUGCAGCUCCUACUUCUUUGGUUUCCCUGUUCCAGAAGGGAUGGAUAUGGGGAUCCCCGCCAUGACGAAGUGUUGCAAUCAGCUAGAUAUGUGUUACGAUACCUGUGGCUCAAACAAGUACCGCUGUGACUCCAAGUUCCGCUGGUGCCUCCACAGCAUCUGCUCCGACCUCAAGAAGAGCCUUGGUUUUGUGUCCAAAGUUGAAGCAUGUGAGACGGUGGCAGACACUUUGUUCAACACGGUGUGGACUUUGGGCUGCAGACCCUACAUGAACAGCCAGAGAGCAUCAUGCUACUGCCAAGGAGAAGAGAAAGAUGAACUCUAAACACAAAGCACAUUCCUAUUUAUAAGACGGUGAAGUUAUAGCAACAUGGGUUCCAUUAAUAGCUGCAAUAGUAUUUCUCGAGUGGCAAUAUUUGUUUAGUUUCCAAGUAUUGCUCUAUGUAUGAGAGAGGGUUUUUAUCACCUUGAUUUAUAUUUUUAGGUGGGGAUAUUAUCAGUCAUUACACAGUAUUCAUAUUGUUUCCAAUGCCCUUUUAAAAUGGAUUGUAUUGUUUGUAGGUGAACUGUAUACUUUCUAAAUGACUUAACUAUAGUAAACUUCAAUUUGCUUUAACUAACUUUCAACAA
This is a messenger RNA of Phyllopteryx taeniolatus (common seadragon), 1063 nucleotides long. RefSeq names its product group XIIB secretory phospholipase A2-like protein. Gene Ontology annotation, molecular function: calcium ion binding; A2-type glycerophospholipase activity. The transcript has 4 exons. Gene Ontology annotation, biological process: phospholipid metabolic process; lipid catabolic process; triglyceride homeostasis. The coding region runs from base 21 to 758 and encodes 245 amino acids. The record is from RefSeq and is a predicted model, not a curated record. Gene Ontology annotation, cellular component: extracellular region. Lineage: Eukaryota; Metazoa; Chordata; Actinopteri; Syngnathiformes; Syngnathidae.